This is a messenger RNA of Nematocida homosporus, 1341 nucleotides long. Its product is annotated as glutathione reductase (NADPH). Gene Ontology annotation, molecular function: flavin adenine dinucleotide binding; glutathione-disulfide reductase (NADPH) activity. The transcript has a single exon. The record is from RefSeq and is a predicted model, not a curated record. NCBI's taxonomy places the organism in Eukaryota, Fungi, Microsporidia. The coding region runs from base 1 to 1341 and encodes 446 amino acids. Gene Ontology annotation, biological process: cell redox homeostasis; glutathione metabolic process; cellular response to oxidative stress. Gene Ontology annotation, cellular component: cytosol; mitochondrion.
AUGGAAUACGACUUGUUCGUCAUUGGUGGUGGUAGUGCUGGCUUAUCUAUCUCAAGAAGAGCUGCAGAGACUUACGGCAUGAAAGUAGCACUUGCCGAUAAGGGUCCCCUUGGUGGAACUUGUGUUAACAAUGGGUGUAUCCCUAAAAAGAUGCUCUAUAAUGCAGCUUUCUUGUAUACAGAAGGGAGAUUUCUCUAUCAAAAGUCAAAUCUAGCUUUUAAUUGGGAGGAGUUCCGCUUGAAAAGAGAUAAGUAUAUUGCUUUCCUUAACUCAAUGUAUAGUCAACGCAAUGAAAGACAUCAGAUUACGUUGUUUUCAGGUUCGGCAUUUUUAAAAGGGAAAAAAGUGACGAUUUCUGAUUGUGAGUAUACUGCUGCUCGGAUUGUAGUGGCAACUGGAUCAUUUCCAGCUCUGCCUCAAUGUCCUGGUCAGGAUUUAGUCUUAACUAGUGAUGAUUUCUUUCGUUUCAAUCAUAUUCCUAAAUCGGUUGUUUUGAUUGGGGCGGGAUAUAUUAGUAUUGAGACGGCCUUUGUGCUGGCGCAUUUUAAGUGUCAAGUUAGUUUAGUGGCUAGAAGUUCUGGUGUUCUGCGAGUUUUUGAUAGUUUGAUUAGAAGUGAAGUUUUAGAUAGUUUGUUAAAAGCUGGAGUUAAAGUCUUUGAUAAGACUAAACUAGUUGAGGUUAGUAAAGUAGUUGGUUCAGAGUUGAAAGAAGUAGUUCUGGAGAGGAAUGGACUGGUUGAACGUUUGCAGGUGGAAGAAGUAAUCUCAGCGAUAGGCAGGAAGGCAGAUACACGGUCUCUUGGUGAGGAGAUUGUAAGGGAUGAGAAAGGGUUUGUUAAAACUGAUGAAUCUUUUGGGACUUCUGUACCUGGUGUAUUUGCUAUUGGUGAUGUAGCUAUGCCUGAACAUAUGCUAACUCCAGUAGCUAUCUUUACAGGUCGACGUUUAGCCGAUUGUUGGUACGGCCAGGGUAGUGCGAAUGUUAAGCGACUUAUUUCUUAUGUACCAACAGUAGUCUUUUCUCACCCACCGAGUGGAACGGUUGGAUAUACGGAAGAGUUAUCCCUAUCUAAUUUUAAUGAUACGAAGAGUCUUUUAGUAGAAGUUAUGCAUCCGAGUUCGGUUCUGAUUCCGGAAGCGGCUAAGAACAAGUACAAGUUCGUUUUUGGGCAGACAACUGACCAGAUUUAUGGUAUUCAUAUGCACGGGUAUGAAUGUGAUGAGACUUUACAAGGUUUUGCCGUUCUGGCUAGGAAUAAGCAGUCUUUCUCCAAGCUUAUAGAGUAUGCUGCUUUCUGUGGAGUCUCUUUGUCGGACUUCUUAUCUGGAAUCAUAGAAUAA